AUGUGCUGGGCCGCUUAUGAGGUCGUCAACCUUGCAUCCGCUGAAUGGGUCCAGUAUACGGCCCUUAACCUCACUGACGAUGCGAAAUCGUGGUGGAGAUCAAGCGGCCUUACCAUUCGCAGCUCCUGGGACGACUUCAAACAAGCCUUCCUCAACUUUCACACCCCGCCCAAUGCCGCCGUCGCUGCUCUUUCGGCUCUUGAGUCUUUACGACAAGGCAAGCGUACAGUCGCCGCCUACACCCACGAAUUCCGCCGCCUUCGCCGUCGAGUUCCCUCCCUUGACAAUACUACCGCCUUGCACUGGUACAAAAAAGGCCUCGAAAAAGAAACCAGCAAGGAGGUUAUGCUUCGCCAGCCGGAGACCUUGGAUAUUGCCAUUACUCAAGCCACUCUGGUUCACUCCAUCCUCUACCCUGACGGGCCCACUGGUCCCAAGCCCAUUGUUCAACAAUCCAGCGAUAUGGAGAUCGACACCUUCCAUGUUGCUAUCAACAACCUCUCCGCACAAGUCAGCUACCUUUCGCGCCGAUCCGGCUACAACCACAGCCAGCACAACACCAAACCCUUUAUCUACAACCCCAAUACCCACUACAAACCCGGCGGUCCUCUUCCUCCCAAGCUAUCACAAGAAGAGAAAGACUACCUCUACAAGAAUGGUGGCUGCUACAAGUGCCGUAAACUUGGCCACCUUGGGCCCGAUUGCAGGACUUUCCCUUCGACUUCACGCCCGGCACGACAGUUCAACAAUAUCGAGGUUGCCGACACCCCAACCCCUCAACAGGCUACUUCCCAGGCUCAGUCGGGAAAAGCCAACAGCAACUAG
Molecule: messenger RNA, 825 nt
Organism: Linnemannia hyalina
Lineage: Eukaryota; Fungi; Mortierellomycota; Mortierellomycetes; Mortierellales; Mortierellaceae
Source: the annotation of a GenBank genome assembly